AAGAUGGCGGAUGGAUGGGUGUUUUUUCACAGUGCUCUGUUUCUCUCGUGUUUUAUAUCAUUUAGUUAGCACACAUUAAUGAUCGCUAAUGCCUUAUGACUAAUUAAAAGUCGUAGCUAAAGUAUAGUUUAAUGUUUCGGACAUUCCGAUUUCUAGUUAUCUCGAAAUCCCUCGUUCAAUCACAGACAUCAUUCAGGUACACUAAUAUUCAACGAUUUUGUAGCUCCCAAGUAACCACAGGAAAUGAGAGAAGCAAAGUCUUGACCAAGCUAAAGGGUACCCCUGAUGGUCCUCCACCAUCACCUCCCCCCCGAGAACUGUGCUGCAUGAGUGGAUGUCAGAAUUGUGUGUGGUUGCAGUACAUGGAUGAAAUGAUCAAAUAUUACAAAGGUAACAAAGAUGAAGCUAAAAAAGCUUUGGAUGACAUUCCAGAUGAGAGCAUUAAAGCCUUUAUCAGGAUUGAACUUGGCCUUUAAGGAUAAUAAAAUAAAUGGAAAUGUUUGACAGCUGCAAUCAGAAAAAAAACAUAUUUAUUUUAUAUUUAAGAAAUGCAUGAAUUAAGAACUGUGAUCAAGAAAAUCUCCAACAGUGUAUUGCACGACAAAAUAAUCAGACAAUUUUUGAAUGAACAUUUUCAACCAAAUAAAACUUGACGCGUUUGUUGAAAACCCAAAAACAAGGUGAAGCUUUUGUUGAAAACCCAAAAAAGCUUGAUGGUGUUCAGUUGUCAGCUGUCAUUCAGAAAGGCCUGUCCAAUGGAAUUUUAUCAUUGAAACGCCCUCUAUUUUUUCACGUGUCAAUGAAGAAGUGCCAUCCAAUGAAAA
This is a messenger RNA of Actinia tenebrosa (Australian red waratah sea anemone), 824 nucleotides long. Its product is annotated as oxidoreductase-like domain-containing protein 1. The record is from RefSeq and is a predicted model, not a curated record. Gene Ontology annotation, cellular component: mitochondrion. Lineage: Eukaryota; Metazoa; Cnidaria; Anthozoa; Actiniaria; Actiniidae.